Saprolegnia parasitica CBS 223.65 is the source of this 2362-nucleotide messenger RNA. RefSeq lists its product as hypothetical. Gene Ontology annotation, cellular component: cullin-RING ubiquitin ligase complex. Gene Ontology annotation, biological process: ubiquitin-dependent protein catabolic process; protein ubiquitination. Bases 28 to 2292 code for a protein of 754 amino acids. NCBI's taxonomy places the organism in Eukaryota, Oomycota, Saprolegniomycetes, Saprolegniales, Saprolegniaceae. Gene Ontology annotation, molecular function: ubiquitin protein ligase binding. The record is from RefSeq and is a predicted model, not a curated record. The transcript is spliced from 15 exons.
UGAAGAAGAUAGGACGCAGGUACGGCGAUGUCGCUGCUCAAGUCCAAGCCGGUGGACUUUGAUAUGGUCUGGAACGAGAUCGAGCCGUCCGUGGAGGUCCUCGUCAACGGCUCGCACGCUCCGUUCUCGAACGAAAAGUGGCAGGGCGUCUACCACGGCGUGUACAGCAUCUGCACCAACCCGGGCGCGCCGCAAGCCGAGGCGCUCUUCUUCCAGCUGCGCGAAAUCCUCGUGCGCCGCGUUACCGAGAUCGUCGAGCUCUUGACAGCCGAGCCGGGCGACGCUGAGUUCCUCGCCCUCUACUGCUCGCACUUUAACGUCUACUCGACUGGCAGCAACUACGUCUCGGAGCUCUUCGCUUACUUGAACCGGUAUUGGAUUCGAUACGCCCACUCCGAGUACGGCCAAGCACCGAUUCCAGGCGUGUACCCCGUGCCCGAGCUCGCGCUGCGCAUUUGGCGCGACAUUGCACACAGCGCGCUCAAGCACCGCGUUGUGAAUGCACUCGUGCAUAUCUUUCGCAUGGCGCGUGAGGCGGGCGACGCGUUCUUCGAGCACGGCGACCUCGUUGCGACGACGGUGCAGAUCUACCUCGUGCUCGGGCUCAACAAGCAAGACCCGCUGAAGCUCUACCGCCUCGAAGUCGAGUCGGUCUUUCUCAUGGACACGGAAGUGUACUACGCCGGCGUCGCCCAAGACCUCCUUUCGCGGCUCUCGAUCGCCGAGUACCUCGCUCACGUCGAAGCUCUCUGCAAGCAAGAAGAACGCCGCUGCGACGGCAAAAUGCACCGCAUCACGGUCAAGCAGGCGCGACAAACGUGUUGCCGCGUCCUCGUCGAAGAGCACGCGGAUCGCCUUUGCGAACACGUGGACGCGUUCCUGGCCGCCAACCAGACGUCGGACCUCCGGCGUCUCUUUACCCUCUUUUCCGAGCUGCCGAACGAGCACGCGCUCAUGUUGUUCAAGACGAAUCUUAAAAAGUUCAUUGAGAAAACAGGCCUCGGCGUCGUGAAGCAGCUCCCGAUGGACGAGACGCUGCGCAACCCGCAGCUGUACAUUGAAGCACUCGUACGCGUGCGCGAGCAGUUUGUCGACCUCAUCCGCGACGCCUUUGGCUUCCACGCGCUCAUGCGCACGGCGCUGGACCAAGCCUGUCGGGCCUUUGCCAACGCCCACCCGCGCCUGCCCGAGCUCCUCGCCAAGUACACCCACGUACUCAUGACCAAACCUGGGCUCAACGACAACGAGAUCGAGGUCAAGAUUGACCAGAUCGGCGUCGUCUUUUGCCUCUUGGACGACAAGGACAUCUUCAAAACGUUUUACGCCAAGCUGCUUUCCCAGCGGCUCAUCCAUGGCACGUCCAUGGCCCACGAAUUCGAAGUGCUUCUGGUGCAAAAGCUGCGGGAUAUCUGCGGCUGUGAUUUCGUGUCCAAGCUCCAAAAGAUGUUUGCCGACAAGCUCCUGAGCUCGACGACAACGAACGCAUAUCGGCAAUGGCGCCAUGACCACCAUGGCAUGAACGAACCCAACUACCUGGUCGCCUUUGGCUUUGACGUGCUCACCGCGGGGGUGUGGCCGAUCCCGACGCCGUCGACAGCCUCGACGCUGCAGCUCCCCGUCGUGUGCCAGUAUCAAGUGGACCUCUUUACGACCUUUUACGUCGGCCAGAGCUCGGGCCGGCGCCUGCACUGGGUCCACCACCUCUCGCACGGGCUUCUCCGACUGAGCCUCGGUGGCCGGCUCUAUGAGAUCCACGCGAGUCUGUACCAAAUGAUCCUUCUGAUGCUCUUCAACGACCGGUCGUCGUGGCGGGCGACCGACCUGCGCGACGCCACGCGCGUGCCGAGCCUCGACGCCGUGCACCAGCAGCUGCAUCCGUUCGUCAAGAUGAAGCUGCUCGCGUCGGUCGAUGGCGCCCUGUACACGCUCAACGAGUCGUUUGCGCACAAGCGGUCGCGCAUCAAGGCCAUGCCGGUGCAGUCGGUGCUCGAGCCGCCAGCGUCGUCGUCGUCGUCGGCCUCGUCGCCAUCGUCGUCCAGUGGGCCGCCCCGCGAAGUCACGGAAGACCGCAAGAUGGCACUCCAGGCCGCGCUCGUUCGCGUGAUGAAGGCGCGGCGCGAGUGCUCAUUCGGGCAGCUCCACGCGGAGGUGACGGCGAUGCUCGUCAACCAAUUCGUGCCGUCGACCGACUUCGUGCAAACCAAUCUGGACCUGCUCGUGGAGAAAGAGUACGUUCGCCUCACGUCCACCGGCGCGUCGCGCAGCGCCGCCGUCUACGUCUACGUGGCCUAGUCGAUCGACGCCCGACCGUCUUUCUCGCCCUGUUCAAUAGAACGACUCGUAUGUACGCCUUGCACACUGU